CCAAGAAAAUUGUGUAAUCGAAUUCUAUAGCAUGGUUGGUAUUUUCUCCAGAUUUUCUGUUGUUAGAGGCGGCCAUAGGAGAACACAGAGUGCCAUCGAUGGCAGGGAAGUAUUGUCCCCAAGCUCUGAUCUUGCACCUUCAGCUAACACCACAACCGCUGCAACUCAUGGGAUCGAAGUAGCAACAGAGUUUAAACCGGUGGACCAUCCGAUGGAGCCUUUGGACAACGAUCAACCGAUCCAAUGUCCACUCCCGGAGCCAUCCAUUCUCAACUGUAUGAUUCUUGAAAAAGAUGGGAGACUCUGGAAAGAUAGAGUGUCGGCUUCUUCGAUGAGGAGACGAGGUGAUUUGGCGAAUGUCCAAGAUGGGAUGGAUGAAGAAUCUGAUGUUUCUGUGACCAUUUCAUCACGGACUAGCCAAUGCAAUACCAAUCGUCCGAUCUUGCCUUCACUCAGUGCUCCCGAACACGACUUGCUUAAUCUACUAGAAGAAUGCAAAGUAUCUGGUAGUAUCUAAGAACCUGCAGGGAUGGUCUAGACUCUUUUUACAAUUUAUGUGUAAGAACAAAACCAACUCAUAGUGAAUGUUCUUAUAUUUAACUAAAAUCAGCCACUUGAUCAUGCCCUGUGAACAUAAAAGAGACAUUGUAUAUCCAAUGUUUUCCCAAUUAAGAGCGUUUCGUUUC
Messenger RNA from Arabidopsis arenosa, 686 nucleotides. The record is from the annotation of a GenBank genome assembly. NCBI's taxonomy places the organism in Eukaryota, Viridiplantae, Streptophyta, Magnoliopsida, Brassicales, Brassicaceae.